AUGCCUCUAGAGAUUGAAGGAAAACGAGAAAGACAUAAGGUAGAGAGAAUGACUAUCACUUCUCCGACACCGAAGAAACCUGCAGCUGUAGUGAAAAUGGGAGACGGUGUGCCGCUGGGAGAGAUUGCUUACAUCGAGGAGCAGCUGCAAAAACACCGUUCUGAAGAACUGAAAACACUGCAUCGUGUGCUGUAUGGAACUGCAGGGAAGAUGUCAAUAUUGAAGAAGGAAAUCCGCAAGUUUACGGGCUUCGGAUUCGAGGAAGGUUCACCGGAAUUUAAGAAGAAGGUUGCGCUCCUCGGCAAACUCACCACGGAUCAGCUGAGAUUAAUCAAGAAUAUACUUGGACUGCAUAGUGGUGGUAGUACGAAGGAUGCGCUGGUUACCACCAUCAUGCUUUUCCUUAUGAAAACUGUUGACCAUGCUCGUGGUGUACCGAAGAAACGUAAAUCAUCUGCAAAAACACCGACAACAGCAAAGCGUGCGAGAAAGAGCAAAGGAAGUGAAGAGGUAGGAGUUGUUAGAUGGUCUGGUACAAGCUGUAGUGUUUCCUGUAUAGAGGUAAAAAACCAGCUGCUAAGACGCCAGCAAAGACUCCAGCGAAGGGGAAGGCUAAAACACCUGCAAAGGCCUCUGCGAAGUCAACGAAGAAAGCUCCCGCGACUAAGACACCGAGAAAGAAGAGGGAGUCUACUGGAUCGAAAGACACCGCCUCCAAGACCGAUUCCGACAGCGACGAUAGUGAAACUAAAAAGAAAUCGAAAGCAACGUCAAAGAAGGUACGCAGCGUAG
Messenger RNA from Cooperia oncophora, 792 nucleotides. NCBI's taxonomy places the organism in Eukaryota, Metazoa, Nematoda, Chromadorea, Rhabditida, Trichostrongylidae. The record is from the annotation of a GenBank genome assembly.